UGUUCCUGAGUGUCGCUGUCCUGCAGAGUGUCCCCAGAGCUACUCCCCUGUCUGUGGUACGGACGGGAACACAUACGACAACAUGUGCAGCUUGAGGAUGUUCUCCUGCACACACAAACGGACAAUACUGGUCCAACAUCCUGGCGAGUGUGAGUCCCAGGACCCAUGUGCCAGCAGGUCGUGUCCUGCCGGAUCUACAUGUAUACCUGCCCCAGACGGUCGCUCAGCCACAUGCCUUUGUCCCAAGCACUGCCCCGUGGCCCCGUCACCCCUGGGUCUGGGCCCCGUCUGCGGCACCAACAACCGCGACUACCGCGACCAGUGCGACAUGCACCGCCACGCCUGCGAGCAGGAUCUGUUAGUGAGCGUCAAGUACGAGGGAUAUUGUGACCCGUGUUCAAGGCUAGAAUGUCCUCCGCCCGAAGUGUGUCAGCUAGAUGAAGACCGAGGAGCAAUGUGUCACUGUGGAGAGGUCUGUGAGUCGGAGAUUGAUCCGGUGUGUGGCAGUGAUGGUCUCACAUACGCCUCGGAUUGUACCCUCAGACUACAGGCGUGUCGGAGCAAGAAGGCUCUACGAAUCAUAUAUCGUGGAACAUGUAGUUCAGGUAUAAACCCCUGCGCUGGAGUCAAAUGUCAGUUCGGAGAGGAGUGCACAAUCUCCAAGUUUGGUAUUGCUCAGUGUGAAUGCAUCAGCCAAUGCGAGCCCAUAGUGAGACAGGUGUGUGGUUCAGAUGGCAAAACAUACGACUCAGAAUGUCAUCUUCGGAAGUCUUCUUGCUUCGAUAGAAAAAAUGUCUCUGUGCUUUAUAGUGGAGUAUGUGACUCACCGACCAGCUGUAGGGAGAUGAACUGUGAGCUAGGGGCGGAGUGUGUGGUGGUGAAGGGUGAAGCUGUGUGUGUUUGUCCUGAGUGUCCACUGGUGUACGACCCUCUGUGUGGCUCGGACGGUCACACUCACCACAGCCCCUGCCAUCUACGGGCCGCCUCCUGCCAACUCAUGAAGAACAUUGAGGUUGUCCAUCAUGGCGUGUGCAAUGGGUGUGAGACAAAGACCUGUGGGUUUUUUUCUACCUGUGAAACAGACAAACAGGGAUCGGCUCACUGUGUUUGUGUCCAAAACUGUCCAAAGGAAGACACGCCCCACCCAGUAUGUGGCACUGACGGCAUCACCUACGACAGUCUGUGUGAGCUGCGCAAGUAUGUGUGUGAGACCAAACAACCCGUGGAACUGGACUAUGAAGGGGACUGUGAGGUGUGUGCUGAGGUAGUGUGUAAGUAUGGAGCUCGCUGCAAAAGUGGAGUCUGCGUCUGUCCUACAGAAUGUCCAGAGGAUCUAGAGGAGCCUGUCUGCGCUUCCAACAUGGUGACUUACAAAAACGAGUGUGAAAUGCAGAAACAAUCAUGUGCUCUCGAAACUCCCGUUCUGCUGACUGUGAUAUUUUUUGGAGCUUGUAAUGUGAAAUUCAAAACUGUCCCAUUAAAGCCGACACCCAGUGCUGCCUCACUCGUCCCCACUGCUCGCAACCCCUGCCUUGACAUACACUGUGAGUACGAUGCAACCUGUGAGGUAGGGACAGACGGCUUUCCUCGGUGCUCAUGUCUGCUCGAUUGCUCAUUUGACACUUCCCAACACAUUUGUGGCUCAGACUUCCGCAUGUACAACUCAUCCUGUGCCAUGAGGAUGGAAGCCUGCCAGAGACAGAGGGAGAUUAGGCUGAGACCACUAGAACUGUGCAGAGGAAUGGAGGUGAAGCCUUGUAAUGGAGAAGGAGCUGUGAUAGACCCAGAAACAGGAGAAGAGAUUGACUGUGGCAGUGGCCCUAAUAGACAAGACUGUCCAUUAGACAGCUACUGUCAUCAAACUCCUCACUUUGCUCGCUGCUGCCCUAAAGAGGUUGGAGGCUAUCUGAAGAGUUGCCAGGAUUCAUGGUAUGGUUGUUGUCCCGACAAAAAAACUCCUGCCCAGGGACCUGACCACCUCGGAUGUCCAUCCUUAUGUGACUGCAACAAGAUUGGCUCGUACUCAGAGGCGUGUGUAGGAGACUCAGACCAAUGCCAGUGUAAGCCUGGUGUCGGAGGACUCAAGUGUGAUCGUUGUCUUCCAGGAUACUGGGGACUGCCCAAGAUCAGCAGUGGCUAUCAGGGCUGUCUGUUGUGUGACUGUUCGCCGCUGGGCUCCGUGCGAGAGGACUGUGAGCAGAUGACAGGCCGGUGUGUGUGCAAGGCUGGAGUACAGGGCCACAAAUGUGACAGUUGUGUAGAGCCUCACCUCACUCUAACAGAUGCUGGGUGCUCCACAGAAUCAGAAAGUAGUUCCAUCUCCAUGUGUGAGGACAUCAGUUGCUAUCUAGGAGCUGUCUGUGAAGCAACACCAGACGGGCCCCAAUGUGUCUGUAGACAAACUUGUCCACAGGAGAGCUUGCAGGAAAUGGUUUGCGGAGACGAUGGAAAAUUGUACGCUUCAAAGUGCCAGCUACAACUUUUUGUAUGUCAAGUCCAAAAACAAAUAGGAAUUCAAGAUAUGAAAUUUUGUAAUGAUGAUAAUAUAUUACAAGUAACAGAGCUUCCAGUAAAACAGAGAAUUCUCCAAAAUCAUUUCAAAGAAAUGAGACUGAACCACUUUAUUAAAAAACAAACCAGACAUGUCUUGUCGAAACCAGAUUUGCCAAGGGGUUGUGAGACCCAUUCAUGCCACAUAAAAGGAACUUGUGUUAUUUCUCGCUCAACUGGACUUCCAACAUGUGUUUGCCCACGAGGUUUACACGGGAUGUUUUGUGGUAAACGACGCAUCAGUCCAACCAGAGAGAUUGAUUACAAUGUUUAAGACCAGUUGAGAUCAGGUUUCCAUACAUCUCUCCACCCGGGCACUCUAAAACAAGAUCUUUACCAAAGUUCAAGUCAACAAUUCUGAGGAUCAAACUAGGAGUGUUGUUUUUCAGUGACACAAAAGAGGCUUUGAAUAAUUUAUAUUACUGAUUAUUGGGGUGAAAGAUAUACCUCGCUGAUUGAGCCUGAAUAACAACAAACUUACAAACUAGCAAUCUAUGAACAAUGCAAAGAUACAAUAAAUCUUAUGUACUCCAAUGUACAUAACCAUCACCUAAGAGUUUUAAGACAUAACUUUUACUGCUUUAAACAUGUUUUGUAAAAACAUU
Macrosteles quadrilineatus (aster leafhopper) is the source of this 3155-nucleotide messenger RNA. RefSeq names its product agrin-like. Gene Ontology annotation, molecular function: protein binding. The transcript has 20 exons. Bases 83 to 2824 code for a protein of 913 amino acids. The record is from RefSeq and is a predicted model, not a curated record. Gene Ontology annotation, biological process: cell differentiation; multicellular organism development. Lineage: Eukaryota; Metazoa; Arthropoda; Insecta; Hemiptera; Cicadellidae.